Messenger RNA from Carassius gibelio (silver crucian carp), 3623 nucleotides. RefSeq names its product BTB/POZ domain-containing protein 3. Gene Ontology annotation, cellular component: cytosol. Gene Ontology annotation, biological process: neurogenesis; dendrite morphogenesis; cerebral cortex development. The record is from RefSeq and is a predicted model, not a curated record. Bases 171 to 1547 code for a protein of 458 amino acids. Gene Ontology annotation, molecular function: protein binding. The transcript has 5 exons. NCBI's taxonomy places the organism in Eukaryota, Metazoa, Chordata, Actinopteri, Cypriniformes, Cyprinidae.
UUCCGGCGCAUGCGCAGUCCGUCAGGCGGAUCCUCGCUCAUGGAGGAUGUUGAUGUGCAAACUUUCCUCACUCUUAUCACUAAACCUGCUGCAUUAAUCAACCUCUGUUUCGCAGGUUGCCAGAUCCUCUGGCAUGUAAUCCUCCUGAUUAAUUGACAUGUUUUGGUAAAAUGGCUGCUGAGCUGUUUCCUGCCAGAAAACUGUCCACUGUUCAACAGUACCAGCAGCAGAACCUCAGCAACAACAACAACACCGUCCAGGGAUGUAACUGGCAAGGCUUGUAUCCCUCCAUCAGAGAGAGAAACGCAGUCAUGUUCAACAACGAGCUGAUGGCUGAUAUUCAUUUUGUGGUGGGACCUCCCGGAGGAACCCAGAGAGUCCCGGGACACAAGUACGUCCUGGCUGUGGGCAGUUCGGUAUUUCAUGCCAUGUUCUACGGAGAGCUGGCUGAAGAUAAGGACGAGAUCCGGAUCCCUGAUGUGGAGCCUGCGUCAUUCCUCGCCAUGCUCAAGUAUAUCUACUGUGAUGAGAUAGACCUGUGUGCCGACAGCGUCCUCGCCACGCUGUACGCUGCCAAGAAGUACAUCGUACCUCACUUGGCCCGCGCUUGCGUCAACUUCCUGGAGACCAGCCUGAGUGCGCGAAACGCCUGCGUCCUGCUCUCUCAGAGCUGUCUGUUCGAGGAGCCCGACCUCACGCAGCGCUGCUGGGAGGUGAUCGACGCGCAGGCCGAGCUCGCGCUCCGCUCCGAGGGAUUCUGCGACAUCGACGCUCAGACUCUGGAGAGCAUCCUGCGGCGCGAGACGCUCAACGCCAAAGAGAUGGUGGUGCUGGAGGCGGCGUUGAGCUGGGCCGAAGCAGAGUGUCAACGACAGGAGCUCCAGCCCACCAUCGAGAACAAACGGCUUGUUUUGGGAAAGAACAUCUACCUGAUACGGAUCCCGGCGAUGGCGCUUGAUGAUUUCGCCAAUGGUGUUGCGCAGUCCGGCGUGCUGACGCUCAACGAAACCAACGAUAUCUUCCUGUGGUACACAGCGGCCAAGAAACCGGAGCUCAAGUUCGUCUGCAAGCCACGUAAAGGGUUAACGCCGCAGUGGUGCCACCGUUUUCAGUCCUGCGCGUACCGCAGCAAUCAGUGGCGAUACCGCGGCCGCUGCGACAGCAUCCAGUUCGCCGUGGACAAGCGCGUCUUCAUCGCCGGGUUCGGGCUGUACGGCUCCAGCUGCGGCUCGGCCGAGUACCAGGCCAAGAUCGAGCUGAAGCGCCAAGGCAGCGUGACGCUCGGCGUCGCCAUCAUCAACUACUUCUCCGACGGCUCCAGCAAAACCUUCCCCGUCUUCUUCGAGCACCCGGUGCAGAUCGAGCCCGACACCUUCUACACGGCCAGCGUGGUUCUGGACGGGAACGAGUUGAGCUAUUUUGGCCAGGAGGGCAUGACGGAGGUCCAGUGCGGGAAGGUGACCUUCCAGUUCCAGUGCUCCUCGGACAGCACCAACGGGACGGGUGUGCAGGGGGGGCAGAUCCCUGAACUCAUAUUUUAUGCUUGAGAGAGCGUCCCGUUCACCACUGAUUAAUCAGAACCCAAUCUUCCUGUUCCUUAAUGAAGUGCUGCUCAGAUUUUGCACAAAGGCUGCAAAAAAGAUUAUUAGAGAUUACUGACAAUCCUUAGAGACUAUAUUAAUGUUGGUGCACCUGAAAAUGAAGUUCGGUUAUACUCAGCCUCAUUGUCUUCCAAACCAAUAAGCCUUCGGUGCAACGUCAAAUUUCAGACUCAGAAUUCUUAAAGUGGUCGAUUAAACUUGAAAGCUGUAAUUUACACCAUGAAAUACACUUUACUGUGCUAAAGUUAAUACUUUUAUUCAGAGAGAACCAAUUAAAUUGAUUAAAAGUGACUGUAAAGACAUUUAUGAUGUCUCUAAAGUUUUCUAUUUCAAAUAAAUUCUGUUCUUUUGAACUUUCUGUUCAUCAAAGAAACCAGUUUAAUAAGCAAUAAUUAAUGACGAUAAGCAGCACAGCUGUUUUCAACAUUGAUAAUAAUCAGAAAUGUGUCUUGAGCAGCAAAUCAUCAUAUUAGAGUGAUUUUUUUUGUUAUUAUUGAUUAGUUGAGGCUCUCAAGUCUCAUUUUCCAGUUGCACAUAUUCAAAACUUGUGGUUUCAAGACACUUCUGCCAUGUUUGAUGUUGAUGAGAGCAAAGGCAGUUGGUUAUCACAGCUUGAUGUUAAAAUCAGUAUGCAAAGUAGAUUGCAGUCAAUGAUUUAUAAUUAAUAAUGACAUAAAUUUCCACACGACUUCGGCUCACUUGGACAAUGGUGCAAGGGUGAAUUAGAUGACAUGAGGUUGAGUAAAGGAACUCAUCUUCAUUUUUGUGUGAUGUAUAUAUUGUUAAGCGCAGAGAUUAUGAUUCACUUAUUUAGCUGGAUAGACCUUUCUUGAAAAUGACACUAAUACUAAAGAUAAAAGUGCAACUUAAAAGCUUCAGCACAAAUAACAUCUGCCUCACGUAAAUCCUCGUGAAGCGUUGGUCUCCUGUCGGGUUAAAGGUCACGUGAGGUUCACGUUUCCUCCCGACUGACACUUAUUGAGCUAAAUAACAGCAGACGGGUUUUGAGGAAGAUGAUUUGUGAAGCCACACACUUGAUUUAAUCUACAGAAUCAUAUUUUAUUGCCUUUUGUGUCGUAUCGUAACGAAACUGUAUUUUGCUGAACUCUAAAGUAUUUGUAUACUUUUUUUACUCAAAGCGUGAAGCACAAUUUGUCCUGAAGCGUUUCAGUAAAACUUAUUUUCUCUACUCACCAUCCAUGUAAUCCUAUAUUUUGUAACAUUUUGGUGCGACACAACAUUGUAUGUGAGUGGGGUGAAGUCAAGAGGGGUUUUACAAAGACUUUGAGAGGAAAGAUGAGGAGAGGGAGCUAUUGCUUCAAAGUUUAGAGGUUUGGGGCAAAACUCAAGGAGUUCGGUCACUUUUCAUAACAACCAGACUUGGGAAUUUUGCUAUAAAAUGGGCAAAAAAAAAUCCCACAGAUGACGAAGGAGGGACCUGAGCCACAUAAAGAGCAGAAUAUCAUAGAAAUUUGGGUUGUUUACUGAAGCCAGUAAGAAACCAACGCCCUGUCAAUCCAUAACAGUUUAGCAGCAUGACGGCAAUGUCGAGCACCGUUCAGAAACUGAACAAAUGAUACUGUGGUGAUAACCUGAAACACAACACAGCACCCGAGCUCUUUCAGUCGAUGUCAAACCUUAAAUGCACUAUUCCUCGUAAAGUAGCUGUUUUUUGUAACACUGUGGCACAAUCUAGUAUCAUUCCGUUGGUUUUACUUCUGAAAUGCUUGUGAUCUGGAGUUCCUCUUUAUUCAGUCAAAUCAAACCCUGCUGUUGACAUUACUCGGCUAAAAUCUGUUAUUUGUGCCUUUUCUGGAUUGGGUUUACUUACUUUUACACUUUGUUCCUGGACCAUGAAUUGAGAUGUCUUUACAUGCUCUGAGCACUGCUCAUAUUCACUGGAACUGGAACUGGAAGAGGUUUCAUUCAUUCGUUGUUUUACAGUUGUAUUUGAAAGUGCCAACAGACUUGAAUGUGAGAGCUGCGUUUGUGUCAACAUGAAUAAAGAUUACAUUAACUCCA